Molecule: messenger RNA, 1087 nt
Organism: Zychaea mexicana
Lineage: Eukaryota; Fungi; Mucoromycota; Mucoromycetes; Mucorales; Lichtheimiaceae
Product: mitochondrial biogenesis AIM24-domain-containing protein
Exons: 6
Coding region: 91-906 (271 amino acids)
Biological process (GO): inner mitochondrial membrane organization
Cellular component (GO): mitochondrial inner membrane
Source: RefSeq, a predicted model, not a curated record
CAGCUGUUGCCUUACUAGGUCACAUCAAAACUCUCGCUGGAUGAUAGCUCAGCAGUAAAGGCUGUUGCGGGUAAACUUGUCGGAGAACCCAUGUUCUUUCAAAAGUAUUACACAAAGCAAUCGGCUGGUGAUAUAUUACUGGCACCUAAACGCAUUGGCGAAAUUGCUAUUGUCAAUGUGCGUGGCAGCACAAAAUAUGCUUUGCGACGAGACGCUUUCUUGGCCAAAACUGAAAAGGUCACUCUCGAUUUGGGAUUGAAUGGCGUCAAGGGCAAAGACACUGGUCUUGUCAAUAAGCUCGUACAUACAGUAUGCGGUCCAGGAACGAUUGCAAUUUCCCAUUAUGGUGGAUUAUACAGACUGUCAUUGAGUGCUGGCGAAGAAUACCUAGUAAACCCACGAAACCUUGUGAUGUGGGAUGUGCGAACUGAACCAACCAAGCUCCAUCCUGCCAACCCACUUGUCCCGUCACCACGAUCACCAUUGCGAAAGUAUGCAUUUGUACGAAAUGUUGCUGAUAGUCCUUCAAUGCAGCCCAAAUUGCAGUAUAUCCAAAGUGUAGCCAAGACAUUGCGCAACUAUAUUAUGGGCGCUCCGGAUUUCGUGCGUGUCAAGGGUCCGGGUGAUAUGUUCCUGGCAUCAAGAGUAGAACCACGAUUCGAAUCGGCUAGAAUAAUGAAUGCUUUGGCCGCUGCCAAUGAUUCACUUACUCAAGCUUUCGAACCAUCUGCUCUUUUCCCUGCUGCACCAGCCGAGCCUUACACAGCAACACUCUCUUCAAAACGAAAGCAUCACCCUGGCUACGCAACUGGAAAGUCUGUCAACGGUAUUCCCACCUACUAUGCCGAAGUGGGUGCAAAAGGAAAGGUCACUUUUAUCGCUAACAAACCCUCUGAAUCCGCAUAAACAAAAUAAACAGGUUUCUUUUUUUCCACAAGUUAGUCGAAUGCUCUACGGCUAAAGCGGGUGACAAAUUUGGGAGUUAUUCCCAUAAUUCGUCUCUAUCGUAUCAAUUCUGCCACAUUUUUUGCGACAAAAGUAUAUUUGCAGCUCACAAUACCGAUCUCCUGUUCUACGUGUACUAAUU